This is a messenger RNA of Acanthosepion pharaonis, 702 nucleotides long. The record is from the annotation of a GenBank genome assembly. NCBI's taxonomy places the organism in Eukaryota, Metazoa, Mollusca, Cephalopoda, Sepiida, Sepiidae.
AUGUCCAUUCUUCUUUCUUUUUUUUACAUUUUUCAUUUGCAUAUGUCCAUUUUUCUUUCUUUCUUUCUUUCUUUCUUUCUUUCUUUCUUUCUUUCUUUCUUUCUUUCCAUUUUUGAAUUUUUCUUAUACCGAUUUUCGUGCUUCAAUUCUUUCUUCCUUUCCUUCUGUUCGUUUUUUAUGUUCAUAUGUCCAUUUUUCUUUCAAACUUUAUUUCAUUCUGUCGAUUUUUUGUUUUUGUGCAUUUUCUAUUUCUAUAUCUUUCUAUUUCUUUCUUUAUUUCUGUUAUUUAAUUUUAUAUAUCAACUUUUUUUUCUUUCUCCCUUUCUUUCUUUCUUUCUUUCUUUUUGUUCACUUUUAAUUUCUUAUUUUCAUUUUUUGUGUGCAUUAUUUUUUUUACAUGUGUCCAUUUAUCUUACUUUCUGCCCAUUUUUUUCUUCUUUAUUCUUUCUUUCUUACUAUUUAUUUUUAAUUUUCAGACACCCAUUUUCGUGCUUUCUUUCUUUUUUCUCUCUUUCUUUCUUUCUCUCUUUUCUUUCUUUCUUUCUUUCUAUGUAUUUUUUAAUUUCUUACUUCCAUUUUUCUUUCUGGGCAUUAUUCAUUUACAUAUGUCCAAUAAUUUUUCUUUCUGUACCUUUUUUAUUUGCGUAUAUCCAUCUUUUUUCUUCUUUCUUUCUUUCUUUCUUUCUUUCUUUCCAUUUUUAA